AUGCUAUUCUACGUUCUCCUUGCCGUGAUGCUUCUGAGCACCCUCCCUCAAGAAGCAGUUUCUGCUGACGAGUGCAAAGAUGUCGGCCCAGCUGGCUCGUGCAAAAGAAACAAGGAGAAUGGUUGGUGCACAUCAAAAGAUUCCGCCAGGGUCUCUAUUAUGGAAUAUAGGUGCCGAAAGACAUGCGGCUUCUGUUAG
Cooperia oncophora is the source of this 198-nucleotide messenger RNA. The record is from the annotation of a GenBank genome assembly. NCBI's taxonomy places the organism in Eukaryota, Metazoa, Nematoda, Chromadorea, Rhabditida, Trichostrongylidae.